Molecule: messenger RNA, 6373 nt
Organism: Pseudomyrmex gracilis
Lineage: Eukaryota; Metazoa; Arthropoda; Insecta; Hymenoptera; Formicidae
Exons: 4
Coding region: 2143-4881 (912 amino acids)
Biological process (GO): regulation of transcription by RNA polymerase II
Molecular function (GO): DNA-binding transcription factor activity; protein binding; RNA polymerase II cis-regulatory region sequence-specific DNA binding
Source: RefSeq, a predicted model, not a curated record
UCAGCGACGGGUUCUCCUUGUGUGAGCGCCGCGUGCGAGAGCGCGAGAUUCCUGCGAUUCCACGCGAGAGACACCGACGAGAAAAACACACGGGGAAAGAUUUUGAGAUUUUCGCGCGAAAGAUCGAUGUCGUCGCGCGAAUCGAUUAGGCACACUCGCGGAUCUCAUCGAACAACUCCCCCCGAAUUACAACUUCGUCUAAAAUUGAUCGAUCAGUUUCUCUCGAUCUCUCAAUGCAACUUCGAAGAUAAGACACUCGAGAGAAAAAAAAUUGUUUUUACAAUUAAUUUACGGGGGAAUAACUUCAGCACGCACGCACGCACGCAUUAUUUUCUCAUCAAAACUUUGUUUAAUUAAUUGUGACUCGAACCUGGAGCGAUGGUUAAAUCAGAGAUUCGAUCGGAAGAACGUUCUCGAUGCGUCGACUUGCGACACAAUUCGUAACAAGAAAAACAAUUUGUGAAUUAAAACACCGAUCCGAUUAAAAUUAUAUUUCUCAGUUUUGAACAAACCGCGGAAUACUUUCGAUCUCUCCGUUGCUCUACUUUGAUCAGAGAAAUCUUCGAGAUUGCGCAAUCCGCUAGGUGUCAGAUCGCAAAACAUUUUAUAAGAAGCGAAUGCAAAAUAUGACGUGCCGCGCCGUGUGAUUGCGACACGAUAAAGCAUGCAGAAGAAGAGUCGAUCCUUUCAGCGCGCACGUCGAUCGCAACGAUCGAUCACGUGUUAAACGAGCGACGACGUUCGAGAGAAUCGAACAACUCACUGUUUUUUUCCUCCUCGCAUGAAGAAAGUGAACAUCGACCAUUUCGAGAUAUGUUGUUUCGAUGAUCAAAAUUGAGAAGUUUAUCUUUGCAAAAAAAAAAAAAACAAAAAAAAACAAAAAUGUGACAACCGGUAUUUAAUGAAUGAAUUGUCGCUCGUUAAAAUCGACAACUUACAGAGAGACGGUUCCCGUAGAACGACGUGUAUAAAUUUUGUCGUGAAAUCGACUCGUCCGACGGCAUUCUGACGGAAUUAUCGCGUAAUACUGACGAGGAGCUACAAAAGGUGGCCGAUUAAAGAACCGAUCGCGAGAAGAAACCGAGCCGAGAUUUAUGGGAAUCGCGCGAGCGACGGCCGAGGAAGAAAGUGUCGUGCGCGAGCAAUAAUUAAUGACGGUAUCCGAUUACAAAAAUAAAAAUAUCAUAAUUAAAGACUAAUUGUGUUUGUAAAAUGACACUUGUGAUAUAUAGACGUGACUUUGUACGUGUGUAUUUUUAUUUAGCACAUCUGUUACAAGCUGUUUAUUAAAGUGUUCUUUAAUAACGAAAAAAAAAAACACUGUUUUGAGAGACAGAAGUAUGUUAUUAAAUUUCUACGCUUUCAAAUUUGUUUUCCGUUAAUGUGUGGAAAAAAAAAAACUUGAUACUAAUUGAUUCGUCCGACGUAAACGUUCGAAAUGAAAGAUGAGAGAGAGAGAUUAAUGUGUGGUCAGGAUCACAAACGGAAUAACACAAAAGACCGAGACUAAUCUAACGAUGAGAGUGUGAAAUUGAAAUCUGGUGAAAAAAAAAAAAGAAAAAAAAACACGGUCAGUCAUAAAUCUCUCACCACGCGACGAUGCGCGACAACGGAUGUCAACAUACUUAUCUUUCGAUUAUUGUGCCAAUAAUCAUCAUGCGAUCGCAAUUCCUUACCUCGUUACACGACGAAGUCCAUAAAUGUCACCUGCGGACGUGAUCGAUCGAUCACAUGUUGGGAGAGAGACGACGAGUGAAUCGCGACGCGAAUCGGUAUCAACAAAGGAAUUUUACAUCACAAAUGCGACCUGGAACGACAUCCGUUAACGUAACUAAAUACUUUGUAACUAAAUACUCUUAUAAAAUCUCUUUAACAAGCAAAAAGAGAGAGAAAAAAAAAACCGUAGUGGAAUCGUGUGAACGACCAAAAGUUUGAUCGGCAAAACGACGAUGGAACCGGUUUUUCGCGCUCAAAUUUACGACGAGAAUUGGGAGUAAGAGAAUAAUAAUUUAUACAAGGAGAACCGUUUUAUAUAAUUAUGGCAUGAGAUAAGUCUCAUGUAAAUGAACUUGUCAUUGAGAAACGCGCGGUUGUUUUUUUUUUUUUCUUUCGUGUGUGUGUUGAGGUCACACCAAAUAGAGCAUGAUGGGAGAGGUGAUACGCGUUUCGGGUAGGGCACCGGAUGUCGGCGACAUCCUUAAGGAGGCCAUACUGUCGCAGCGAUUCGCCGACGUGACCCUGUGCUGCCCGGGAGGCCAGAGAUUUCUAGCUCAUCGCCUGGUCCUGUCCGCAGCGAGCCCGUAUCUUCAGGAAGUGCUGCUUGCGCACAGCAAAGCCGCCGCUCAUUGCGAGCCGAUUACAGUGAUCCUGGCUGAGAUGGAGGCGCCGGAACUCGCGGCAUUACUUGGCUUCGUUUACACCGGAAGCGCCACGGUGCCGCGAGUGCGAUUAAAUGCUUUUCUGCGGGCUGCGGAGACCCUGCGCAUUCGGCUUCCGCCGGUGCCCAUGAUCGCGAGCACUUGCGGCGAGCAAACGACCGAUUGCAAACCGGAGGACAUGAAGGACGUCAAGGUCUGUUCCAAGUAUCUGCAGUGCGAUCAGUAUCCCUGGUACAGUCCCGGAAGACCGUCCUGUGAAAAUAUAGCCGACAAGAAGGAACCCUGUGCGAGAAAUUUUUUAACGGACGACAACAUAAAUAUUCUCCGAGACACCAGAAUGUUGCACGAAUUCAACACAACGAAUCCCGGUCCGUCGUUCGGUCAUGCUGGCAUUUCGAACGCGUGGUCACGCGUCGGUUCUCUGCAUCAGGAUGGAAGAAUCGGCGAUCGUUCCGCGGAAAAGUGUUACGGCUCGAUGAUGCUCGCUGAGAGAAAUCUCGCGAUGGCUCCCGAAUCGUCGUCCUUCGAUGUGUAUCAUCGAGGCGCGUGUCUUUCCAACGGAGGACCGCCCGCGGAGGGAUACGCCGAUCAUCUGGAGAGAAUCAGAACGGGAUACGAAAGACUGCAGGUGGACUGUCCGAUGGACAAGCCGAUGAGCGUUCUCGGUUCGGAGAGCGAAUUUUGCGGCAGGAUGCGAGGAGACGCGGAUUGCCCCUACCAAGGUGUUGUAUCGUCCUUGCAGUGCGCAGUCACUGGCCGGACGAGGUCGUUCGAGAAGUCUUCCGAUUAUUCCACGCAGACGGCGGGCGAGGAUCUCAGCUGCGGCGAAAGUUGUUGUAGGUGGAGAACCGCCCGCAGACACGUGGCCAAUAGCGUCACCGCGUCGCCGUGGCGCCAAAUCGUCAGGCCUCAUCAUUCACCGAGAACCCCGCGACCCGUCCUCGCGCCCCAACGUCACGCCGAUGACGAAAUUCAAAAGAAGCCCCCGGAACCGACUCGAUCGACGGUAAUAUCGAUCAGUCCGAAGAUUCAUUCUCCGAGAAACGACGGACUUUACGCGUUCGAGGUUCCCGCUUACGAGACGAGUUUUAACGGCGACACCGCCGCGAGACCGCCGCCACCGCCGCCACCGCCGCCGCCACCGCCGUCGUCGCUACCGCGCGAGACGAUCAGCGGCAACACGAUCGGUUGCGGUUCAGACGUGAAGACCCAAGAAGUGGUCUACCAAUCGCCCGUUUCGUUCGCUCCCUCUAAUCAGAUCGCGCCGCACGCGACGAGAAACACCAGCGAAUCGGCUCUCUCGAGUACCGGCAACGCGGCGAUCGCGUCCGCGCAAUUGUUGCCCCGCAGCAACAACAACGAUAACAACAGCGUUAUCACCAAUACCGGCAGAAUAACCGGCGAGUAUUCGACGACGCAAACGACAACGGUGCCGCGAACGCCGACGAAACCCGAAUUGUCGCACCCGAUCAGCAGGCUCUGCGACACGAUCGAGUCCGAUUCCGAAAAGAAGGAAACCUCGUCGUUGGAAACGACGGAGAAGAAGGGGGUGGACGAGAGUGUCGCGAGGAUCUUCAGCGUCAACAGCGACAGCAACAACAACAACGAGACAAUCGUCGGCGCGGAGGGAGGAGCAGCUCAGCGCGGACGACCGGCCGUUGAUGAUCACAGGUGCGAUCAGUGCGGAAAGACCUUCGUCACGAGGGCGUCGCUCAAGGUGCACAGCCGCACGCACUCCGGCGAGAAGCCGUUUCGCUGCGCGGACUGCGGCAAGCAGUUCUCGCAGCUGCGCAACUACAAGUACCACCGCAGCGUUCACGAGGGCACGCGGGAGUUCGCGGCCACCUGUCCGGAAUGCGGCAAGUACUUCAACGACCGUGGCUACCUAAGCUCGCACAUGAAGAUCCAUCGGAACCGCAAGGAGUACGGGUGCGCGGAAUGCGGCAAGAGCUUUAACCAGCGGGUGGCCUACAACAUGCACGUGCGCAUACACACGGGCGUGAAGCCGCACCAGUGCGACCAGUGCGGCAAGGCGUUCUCGCGCAAGAUGCUUCUCAAGCAGCAUCUGAGGACGCACUCGGGCGAGCGGCCGUACCAGUGCCAGGUCUGUCAGAAAGCGUUCGCCGAUCGCUCGAACAUGACCCUGCACACGAGGCUGCACUCCGGUCUGAAACCGUACCAGUGUUCCCUCUGCUCCAAGGCUUUCACCAAGAAGCACCAUCUCAAGACUCAUCUGAACUAUCACACCGGCACCAAGCCGUACUCGUGCUCGAACUGCGGCGGCAAGUUCUCGCAGAGCAGCAACAUGAGGACCCACUUCAAGAAGUGCAUCGUCAACAACGCCGCCGGGACCGCGAUCAAGUCCGACGUCGAGGUCGAUCGCGUCGAUGCCGAGAGCAACGCGCCGCCGCAGAUGGUCCUGACGCCACCCAACUCGGAUCAGGAGUCCAGCAUCUUGACGCCGAUCUCGAAGAACGUCGUCGCGACGGACGGCAACACGUAACGAAUGUUUUUUCUUUACGAAUCGAGGAAAUAUCGUGAUAGUAGCACAUGUUUCGCGGAAGACAUUCGGGCCGCAAGUAGACCGCUUUGCGGUUUUACGAAGCUUUCUACGCGAAUGAACGCGUAAGCAUUUUUUUUUUUUUUUUUUCGAGGAGACCGAACUACCAUCUGACGUGGUGUGUUAAAAAUUUAAUUAUCAGUAAGCUUUCGCAUUAUUUCGAAUUGAUUAGCAUGUUAAACAGCGCCAGUUUUGUUUUCGAAUAAUCCGCUGCUUGCGGUUAGCGGAAAUAAAAUUCGCGAGGUAUCGGAAGUACGUGGAUAGUAUACGAGAAUAUCAAUGCACUGUGCCUUCUAGUUCCUGUAUUUAUUCAACUAAUCAGUUGUACAUACACAGAUCUUCAUGUGUUAACUCGAUCUAAUAUUUAAUAGUUAAUUAAUUUAAUUCAAUUAAUAUUUUAUAGAUCAAUUCAAUCUAAUAUUUAAUUGUUCGAAGUGCGUGUAGAAAUAAGUUUUUUUUUUUUUAAGUAACACGUCGAAUCGAGAGUGUUGGCAAAUUUUAAACUCUCCGCCAAAAGGUUUAUCUUUAACAAAUCCGCUUUCAUCUUUCGCGUUGCAUAGAUUGAUAAAUUCCUCUCUCUCUCUCUCUCUCUCUCUCUCUCUCUCUCUGUCUCUUUAGCUAUAAUUUUACCUUGCGUUUAUUAAAUUCCUGCGCGGUAACAUUGCUCUUAUAACAGAAGUGAUUUCAAGAAUUCACGGAUUAUGCGUCAUUCCUUCGCUUCGUGUAUCGUUGCGGAUACAAUUAAUAGCCCCUUCGCCGAAACUGCAACAUGUAAGAUUGCGGCAACACGGUUAAGUCCAAUUGCCGGUGUGUUUUGCAACACACAACGCAAACUCAAUCGAAAAGUCCCGCGCGGUCGUUCGUAGGGAAGUAUCUCCUCACAUUUGAAAGUAACCGUCACUCGCGAGCUUCCAUAUCAGCGCGAAUGACGUCCGCACACAGAUCUUUUCCAAUGAAAUGCCCCUAUUUGUUCCUAGAACGCAACUUUGUUAGCGAUUGAAUUGAUUUUUUUUUUCCACAGGCAAAAAACCACGUCGUUCUAUUGAAUUAAACAUCUCGCGAGCGGAUCGCGAAUGUUAUUCCAGAAAUGGAGAUUUUUGUAAAGGAACUAUAUAAAAAAAAAACUUGACGGAUGAGAAAAUUGACGAAACCUGUGAUUUGUGAACGCAAUUUUUCAACUCAAAUUUAGAAUAAUAAUCUUAUUGAAUUUAAACAAAAUUUUUUCAUAAACAAAAAACGAAAUAAAUUCUUCCUCUCUCAUAUCUCUAAGUUUAAAUUAAUUAACGAUUAUUUAAACAACUAAGAAUAUAUGUGAUAAAACCAGUGAGUUAUUUGAAACAUAAUGUAUAUUUAUAAUGCGGUGUAUAUUAUAUCAAUUAACAAACUCGUAUUAGUAGGAAAUUGCGUAUAACAUAUGCGUAUAUAUGAUGAUAUA